AUGGCCACAAAUGACAAUACCUCCCUCCCGGCUACGGCGAACACUUCCACAGACGGCUCAGCAGCGGCUGUCACCGUCUCCGAGCAACGUUCGUCCUCCAUGCUCCAACAAGCGCACCACUACGUCACCCUCAAGUUGUCUUCUUCGAAUUUCCUUUUCUGGAAAGCCCAACUCGUUCCCUUCCUGCGUAGCCAAAGCUUGUAUGGGUACGUUGAUGGCACCCAUCAGUGUCCACCGGUGUUCCUCGCAGCUUCGUCGACUGCCACGCCUGUUCUGAAUCUGAGUCAUGCCAUAUGGAUCCAACAGGAUCAAUCAAUACUCAGCAUGCUCAUUUCAUCCAUGACGGAGGAGGUACUUUAUCUAGCCAUCGGUCACUCCACGUCUCGCGCUGUCUGGGUUGCCGUGGAGACGGCGUCGGGUUCUGUUUCUCGCUCCCUGUCGCUCAGCCUGCUGUCUCAGUUACAAGGUCUUCAGCAAGGUGACUCAUCUCCGGCUGUAUAUCUCGGUAAGGCGCAGGUUCUAGUUGAGCAGCUUGCUCAAGCUGGACGCCCUAUCAGCCUGGAUGAGCAGAACCUGCAUGUUUUCCGUGGACUUCGGCCGGAAUACCGCGGCCUUGUUGCAUCCCUCACGACGAAAAGCUCCCCUCUUACGAUUCUAGAGGUUGCCGAUCUUUUAGCAACUCAUCAGUAUCCGUUUCCAGAUGAGACGUUGCCACCACCGCCCGCUACACCGACGAUCAUGGUGGCUCAGUAG
This is a messenger RNA of Ipomoea nil (Japanese morning glory), 753 nucleotides long. RefSeq lists its product as uncharacterized. Bases 1 to 753 code for a protein of 250 amino acids. The transcript has a single exon. The record is from RefSeq and is a predicted model, not a curated record. Lineage: Eukaryota; Viridiplantae; Streptophyta; Magnoliopsida; Solanales; Convolvulaceae.